This is a messenger RNA of Helobdella robusta, 2223 nucleotides long. RefSeq lists its product as hypothetical. The transcript is spliced from 7 exons. NCBI's taxonomy places the organism in Eukaryota, Metazoa, Annelida, Clitellata, Rhynchobdellida, Glossiphoniidae. The record is from RefSeq and is a predicted model, not a curated record. Bases 1 to 2223 code for a protein of 740 amino acids.
AUGAAACGCCGGCAAAUACGAUGCUUAAACCAGGUUGAUACUCUGUCAUCUGAUUAUGAACCACCAAAUAUAAGCACCGCCGCUUCGGUUUUCAAAGAUAGCACUAAAGAACCAGAAAAUGAGAAUAUUGAAAUGAAUCUGAAAGCUUCAACUGAAACUUUCAGAAAUGAUGACAACAAACAGAAAGAACAUGACAACACAAAGGUGUCAGGUCUACAGAAAACUUGGUUUAAAUUCAGAAGAUACCUCAGUAAAGGCAAUUUAAACACUUUGCCUACAGUUAAUAAAAAUAGUUGCAUGCUUGAAAAAGCUGAAUGCAAUGUUGAUAAAAUCAUCAAUAAAAAUGAUGCAACAUUAAGCAGUAAUAACAAUGUUGCUGAAAUCAAACAGCCUAUAAUAAAAACACCAGCUAAGGAGUUGAAAAUACCAGAUUUGCCUGAGUUGGAUGGCAACAACAAUGUUACACUCAUAAGAUCAAAAAAUUCUUCAAAACGUUAUUCCACUGAAAAUGUUGAAAGAUGGUUGAAAUAUUAUCACAGUGAUAAGAUUGGCAAUAAUAGUUCAAAUAACUUCCUUGAGAACACCACAGAAAGUAGAACAUUUCACAGAUCUCGAACAUAUGGUAGUCAGCAUCAUCAACGAUCUCACAGGAAAUGUCACAGUAGGGAUAAUUCAGAACUGACAUCUUCAAAUUCAUCUCCUGAACAUCAUACAUCUAAAACAUUUCGACAAAGCAGAAAGUGUCAUCUGCAGAAUCCAGCACUUCAGUUACCUUCUAUGAACAACUAUCCUGUCAUCGAUCUCAACAACUACAGGCUUUCCACUGGAUACCAAAAAUAUGCCAGCAAGGAAAACAAUUUAAAUAAUAAAUUAACAAGUUCUAAACCAGAUGUCAACAACAAUUAUGAAACUGGAAUAAAGAACAAAAAAGUGCCUGCAGAUGUUACUUCGUCUUACAACAAUUUGAACCCGAGUCUACUUCAGUUUGUUUCUGAAUUGAUAGAUGGUCUUGAAAAGAUGCAAACCAACGACAGCACGGUCAAUCCGCCAACAACCAUUGAACCGACAUGGGGUACAAAUUAUUCCACCAAUAAAAGAGUUCCAACUACACAUCCCAUUCUAAAUGAUGACACCAAUGCAGGCAGAUUGAGUAAUGUUACUAAAGAUGAUAGCACUGAAACAAUCAAAUGCCAUCAACACGAUGAAACAAGUUAUAGAAAUGUGAUCAACGUUCAUGAAACUUGUAGAGGUGACAACAUGAAUAAGCACAAUGUUCAAGCUAAGAAAGGUAGAAACAGAGCAAGUUACAACCAUGUCUUUAGAGGCACUGAAGAUUAUGACGACACUUUACAAUAUUACUUCAAAAAGAAGCAGUCCAGGCACCUCACAAGCACACCUGACGACAGCAACAGGCAUAUCAUUGAUCAAAACUUUUUUAUUGCUGGAAAAAUUAGCUCUAAAGAGAAAAAUAAUUAUGUUGAUUAUGAGGACGACGACGUUUUUGACAAUUCAAUUCUCUUGACAAGUAGAGAUAGAAGGAUGUCGUUGAAUGAGUUUUCAAUACCAAGCUCCAACAAAAAUAUAAAAAAUUUCGAUUGUAAUGUGAUUAAUAAAGGCCACAACAACAAUAAUAAUAAAAAUAAUAAUAAUAAUAAUUUCAACAAAUAUCAUCUGAAUGAAAACACGGUCAAAGUGGAGGUGUUUGAUGUGGCGCCAUCCAUUGCUGCCUGCCUUAGUAACAAUGGCCUGAGGUUGAUUCUGGACAAAAAACGAGAGGUAGUCUUGGACUUCAACAUCAAUUCAGAUCCUACCGAACUUGUACAUGAAUUAAGAGUUAUUCAGGAAAAGGCCAAGAUUUCCCACAGCAAUGUAUUUGGAAUUCUUGAGCAUGUCAUCAAUCUACAAUCAAGGAUGAUCCAGAAAUUACAAUCUGAUUUGAAAAACGUUGAAACCGGUGGGGGUAAGAUGGUUAAAAGAAAAAUUUAUUCUAUAUCGCGCAUACUUUACUCCUCAAUGUCCUCACAAGCCAGUUAUGAAAAACCUGACCAACACACUCUCAAGGGUAUAAUGCAAUUUACUUCGACUAAAUGCGUAGAGCGCCAGUCUGUCAUGAGUAUGAAGAUGCACCGUUAUAAAAAGAGAUUAAACAAAAACCAUACAAUGGCGUUAAUUCAGAUCUAUAUUUUGGCAGUCAUAGGAAAUUAUUUUUUAUUAGUGAAAUAG